Sinocyclocheilus rhinocerous is the source of this 978-nucleotide messenger RNA. RefSeq names its product coiled-coil domain-containing protein 124-like. The record is from RefSeq and is a predicted model, not a curated record. Gene Ontology annotation, cellular component: nucleus. Gene Ontology annotation, biological process: transcription by RNA polymerase II. NCBI's taxonomy places the organism in Eukaryota, Metazoa, Chordata, Actinopteri, Cypriniformes, Cyprinidae. Bases 114 to 785 code for a protein of 223 amino acids. Gene Ontology annotation, molecular function: transcription coactivator activity. The transcript is spliced from 6 exons.
GCCACAACCUCCAGGUGGUGCUAAAUGAAACCCUGCAACUGCGUCGCGUCGGCUUGAGAAGAAGAGCGAACAACACCCCAGCAGGCUGGCGGAGGAAAAGGGAAGUACCAGGAAUGCCGAAGAAAUUCCAGGGUGAGAAUUCCAAAUCGGCCACAGCGAGGGCCCAGAAGGCCGAAGUCAAAGCAGUCGCUGAUGCACGCAAACAGAAGGAGCUGGAGGAUGCGCUCUGGCAAGAUAAUAACAAACAUGUCAUGAAGAAAGAGCAGAGGAGGGUAGACUUUGACAGGGAAAUUGUCCGAAUUGAAGUAUUCAGUGGUACCUGGGAAGUACCAGGAAUGCCGAAGAAAUUCCAGGGUGAGAAUUCCAAAUCGGCCACAGCGAGGGCCCGGAAGGCCGAAGUCAAAGCAGUCGCUGAUGCACGCAAACAGAAGGAGCUGGAGGACGCACUCUGUCUUCUGUAUCCUUUCGAAUCUACAGAGAAAAGCCACUUGGAGAUGCCGCUUGAGGAGAAUGUCAAUCAGAUAGUUCCAGAAGAAGGCACGGUGGAGGCCCAAACCAUUGAGGAUGCCAUCGCAGUUCUCAGCACUAAGGAAGACCUGGAUCGACACCCUGAGCAUCGUAUGAAAGCUGCCUACGCUGCGUUUGAAGAAGCAAACAUGGCACGCCUUAAAAUGGAGAACCCCAAUAUGCGACUUUCCCAGCUAAAACAACAGCUCAAGAAGGAGUGGACAAAGUCUCCGGAAAACCCCCUCAACCAACGAGUGGCCGCCUACAACUCCAAGUAAACCAACACAAUGGCACUUAAAGACUGACCCUCGGUGCAGAUCCUAACAAAUACAAAAAGGCACCACGAUUAAAUUUGGACACACAAAUGUAACAAAUGAACUGCUGAUCUGUUCACACCCCUCACCUCGUACGUGAACUCGCAGACAAACUUGGAUUAUUUAACUAAUUAUUCAAUAAAUAUCUGAUGAUGAA